AAUUUACCAAUUUAGACUUUCAUUCAUUUACUUUUAACUGUUAGGCAAAAUUUAAAAAAUGUCUAAAGUCACUUUAAAGUCAGUGCCAAAGAAAUCUAGUGGACAAACUAAAGAGAAAAUUAACCAGUGCAAGUAUUGUGACAAAGUGUAUGAUUACCCUGCAUUACUUGUUGUUCACUUGAGGACACAUACUGGAGAAAAACCUUUCAAGUGCGAUAUUUGCGAAAAAGCUUUUCAUAGUCUUACACUUAUGAAAUGUCACAAGAUUAUUCAUUCAGAUGAAAUGCCAUACGAAUGUGAAACAUGUCAAAAAAAAUUCCGCACUGUUAAAGCUAUAAACAAGCAUAUCAAAUUACACGUGGAAGACAAACCAUACAAAUGUGAUAUUUGUGACAAGUCUUUUACCAGUAACUCGAACAUGUAUAGACACAUGUUCAUUCAUUAUAGAGAUAAACCCUGUGAGUGUAAACUGUGUGGAAAGGGUUUCACACGAAACAAAGAGUUAAAAGCACAUUAUUCUGAACAUAAGAAUAUGAAACCAUUUAAGUGUGAUAAAUGUGACAAAGCAUAUUUUCAAGAAGCUGGUCUGACAGUUCACAAAUUCACUCAUACUGGUGAAAAGCCCUACAAAUGCAACUAUUGUGAAAAAUCGUUUACUUCAAAUGGUCUCUUAAAAAAUCACCAUAGAACCCACACUGGUGAGAAGCCAUUCAAGUGUGCCUAUUGUGAAAAAUCAUUUGCAGCAAAUCGCUCCUUAAGAAGCCACGAAACAAUUCACACUGGAGAGAAGGCAUUUCAAUGUAAAUAUUGUGACAAAUUGUUUUCUCUAAGUGGUAACCUAAUGAUGCACCAAAGAAUGCACACAGGUGAAAAGCCAUUUCAAUGCAAAAUUUGUGAUAAAAGGUUUGGACACAAAGGAAAUCUAAACCAGCACGAGAAGACGCAUUUACCGAGCCCUGUGUCAUAAAUAUAACUAAACUUUGCCUGUAAAAUUUCAACCAGUUUUUGUCCUGAAAAGCCAACUGACAAUUUAAAUACUUGGCCUAUAUGUUUUUAAGACAAGUUUUCAGCCCCAGUUAGUGACAUUAUUUGAUAGUCCAGUUUUAACUAAUCAUUUAAUUUUUUUGACAAAUUUUUAGAUAGUUUUUAUCUUGCCAAUCCAACUUAUUGACCAAUUAAUUACUUGCCUUAAUUUAUGUGUUUUAAAGACAAGUUUUCAUGCACUAAUUAGUGACAUUAUUUGACAAUCAAGUUUUAACUAAUCAUUUAAUCUUUUUCAUAAUUUUUAAAAACGCAAUUAAUCAUGUACAUUUAUUUGCAG
Molecule: messenger RNA, 1321 nt
Organism: Ciona intestinalis (vase tunicate)
Lineage: Eukaryota; Metazoa; Chordata; Ascidiacea; Phlebobranchia; Cionidae
Source: RefSeq